AUGUUAACUAGCGAUGCCUGGUAUGUCGCGGAAUCGGAUUCGGAAGAUAUCGCAGAGAGGAUGCGCGAGGACGACCAGGACGAUGUGAUCCCCGAAGAGGAUAACCCUCGGUGCCCUACAAUUCCCUUCACGACAAUGGAAAAGCAGCGCUACCGACGUAAAUGGCGCUCAGCCCUUAUUGUGAAGGUCCUGGGACGUACGUUCCCAUUCCUGGUCCUGUCGAAGCGUCUGGAGUCAAUCUGGGGUAAACAUGGUGGCCUCCAAAUCUCAAGCCUCUCACAUGGCUUCUACGUGGUUCGUUUUAUGAGUCAGUUCGACUAUGAACAAGCUGCUGCAGGAGGGCCAUGGCUGAUUGGGGGACACUACCUGACGGUGCGUAACUGGAGGAAAGGUUUUAACCCUAGCUCGGCGGAAGUUGCCUCAACCCUAGCCUGGGUUCGCCUACCGGGUCUACCCUUAGACUUCUUUGACAGCGAAGCGGUUGAGCGCAUUGCACAGAGGAUAGGGAGACCUGUUCGAGUGGACCGCGCUACGCUGACAUGUGAGCGAACCCAGUUUGCUCGAGUAUGCGUUGAAGUUGACCUAACAAAGCCGUUGCUAUCACAGUAUCGUAUCGAAGGCGUGACGUACUACAUCGAAUACGAGAGUCUGUAUAACAUUUGCACUGAAUGCAAACGAUAUGGCCAUGCAAAAACUACGUGCCCAUCACUCGCCCAUGCACGAGCUGAUCAAACAGCUGAACCGAUUCCCACCACAGCCCAAAAGGGUCGGGAACAGGAACCAAGGUCCACGUAUGGCGAGUGGAUGGUGGCAAAACCACGAGGCAAGAAGAAACAGCACCCGGAAACAAAGCAUGAGGCUGGUAAGGGCGGCGGUACUCCGUCCGGGUCUCGGUUUGCAGUUCUCGAGGAAGAUUCUGGUGUUGAAAUGAUGGAAACACAAACAGAGUCCCCGGAACCCCCUGUCAAGGAGGCACAAUCGGUUGGCCCCAAACCCAGGAGCUCUACCCAACCCCCUGCUGGGCAGAAACCACAGAGUACCCAAAAGGGCCCACAAGAGGUGACCGGCGUGGCUAAGAGCGCGGCAGUGCAACCUACCCGACAAAAGGCAAUGGAUGACGACCUCGUCGAUGUGCCGAUCACUAUGGUAGCCUCGCAGACCAACCUGCUCACCCAACCCAUGCGAACUAAAGAGACUACAAGCAAAAAUCCGGGUCCUCUCUUGGCGACAGGAUCCUUGAGACCAGGGGAGGUUAUUACUCCCAGUACGGGUGGAUCGUCCCAACCGCCACAACCGCCAGGCCAAGCACCGGCAGGAAACAAGGAGACAGAGCCCUUGGGACCUACAGGUCCAGAGUUGCCAACCUCGGGGGAACCUAACCCCCGGGAUAUGAUCGUGUCUUAA
Linum tenue is the source of this 1404-nucleotide messenger RNA. The record is from the annotation of a GenBank genome assembly. NCBI's taxonomy places the organism in Eukaryota, Viridiplantae, Streptophyta, Magnoliopsida, Malpighiales, Linaceae.